CUGUACCCAGAUCUGGAGUUCUACUUGUCUGAACAUACAGCAAACCUUCUAUACCAAUCGGAGAACGUGUCUCAGCCCUUGAUCGUCGCGGACUCGCCUUUGCACAAAGCAGUACCACAAGAAGCGAACGAACAGCAUCUGCCUCCGCCCGACAGCCAGCGCGACAACUACUGCUCGUGUGACCUGACACUUCCCUUACUCGCACGAGCUUGGGCUGCUCCGACUCCUACCAGAGAUGUCAGGCCUAGAGAAGGCGCUCUUCAACUUGAAGUUCACAGCGAAACAGCUAAACCGGCAAGCAGCGAAGGCAGGCAAGGAUGAGCAGAGUGAGAAGGCGAAGUUGAAGAAGGCAAUCCAACAAGGCCACUCCGAUAUUGCGAAGAUCUACGCGCAGAAUGCGAUACGGAAACAGAAUGAGAAGCUCAAUCUGCUACGGCUGGGGUCGCGGAUCGACGCUGUGAGCUCGAAGGUGCAGACGGCGGUGACCAUGCGGCAGGUCACGGGCAGUAUGGCGAAUGUGGUCAAGGGGAUGGAUCAGGCGAUGAAGAGUAUGGAUCUUGAGAAGAUCUCAGCAGUAAUGGACCGCUUCGAGACGCAGUUCGAAGAUCUGGACGUCGCGACGGGCUACUACGAGAACGCGACAUCGAAUUCCACGGCCGUCGCGACGCCGCAGGAGGAUGUGGAUAAGUUGAUGAAUCAGGUGGCGGAUGAGGCGGGGGUGGAGUUGAGUCAGGAGAUGCAAGGGGCGACGCCUGCGAAGGACCUGAAGGCUGCACCGGCGGCGGAGGAGGAGAGGGAGGAUCGAUUGGGGGAGAGGUUGAGGGCGCUGCGAAGCUAGAAUUGGUUCAUGUGUUUCGAAUGAUGUGGUUGCGUGGAGUUGGUGGCGUUGCUGUGUUGUUUGGGGACUCGCCGAGGCGACUGCCUGGUUGUAUAGUGAUCCAUGACUUACGGCUCUUGGAUAGGCCCACACGGAUGCCUCUGAAAACAAAGCUACCU
This is a messenger RNA of Baudoinia panamericana UAMH 10762, 996 nucleotides long. RefSeq lists its product as uncharacterized. Gene Ontology annotation, biological process: late endosome to vacuole transport; protein transport; endosome transport via multivesicular body sorting pathway. The coding region runs from base 236 to 838 and encodes 200 amino acids. The transcript is spliced from 4 exons. The record is from RefSeq and is a predicted model, not a curated record. Gene Ontology annotation, cellular component: ESCRT III complex; multivesicular body. NCBI's taxonomy places the organism in Eukaryota, Fungi, Ascomycota, Dothideomycetes, Mycosphaerellales, Teratosphaeriaceae.